GAUGCCGAUCAGUGUUCCGCAGCAUGUCUUCAGUUCCAGUGUGCUGCCGUGAAUGUUAUCGGGCUUGGAGGUUCCGCAUUUAUGUGUGAAAUAUUAGGCUUUGUGGCCGGAAUGGAACCAGCCAUGGGUGUCGCAUGCUAUACGCCUAGCGGGCCAAUUCAUCCACCAGUCCUUCCCUAUUUCUAA
Molecule: messenger RNA, 186 nt
Organism: Gongylonema pulchrum
Lineage: Eukaryota; Metazoa; Nematoda; Chromadorea; Rhabditida; Gongylonematidae
Source: the annotation of a GenBank genome assembly